Messenger RNA from Amphiprion ocellaris (clown anemonefish), 4349 nucleotides. RefSeq names its product cadherin 2, type 1, N-cadherin (neuronal) (gene cdh2). Gene Ontology annotation, biological process: multicellular organism development; regulation of axonogenesis; homophilic cell-cell adhesion. Gene Ontology annotation, cellular component: presynaptic active zone membrane; adherens junction; neuron projection. The transcript has 16 exons. The record is from RefSeq and is a predicted model, not a curated record. NCBI's taxonomy places the organism in Eukaryota, Metazoa, Chordata, Actinopteri, Pomacentridae. Gene Ontology annotation, molecular function: calcium ion binding; cadherin binding. Bases 269 to 3001 code for a protein of 910 amino acids.
AGGCACUGCUCUCCCCUCAGUACGGACCGGAGAACGCAGAGGAGGAGGCUGCUACAUACAUGCUGCCGCCGCCGCCGCUCGUGCUGCUAAAGCUGUUCCUGCCUUUGUCGUAGAGGAAUCUUUUUUUUUUUUUUUUUUUUUUUUAAUCUCCAUCGAGGCCACAUUUGAGCCACUUGGAUAUUCUUUUUUUUUUUUUUUUUUUUUUUUUAAUUUUUCCUCAUUUCUCCCCCUUUUUUUGUUUUUACGGAUUCCGGGAAUUAAGCGAGCUAUGUACUCGUUACACGAGGGCAGCGGGCUGGUGCUGCUGGUGGUCUUGGCAGGACUGCAGAUUGCAGCAGAGGGCAGGGGUACCCCACCAUGCAGGCCGGGCUUCUCUGAAGAUGUGUACAAGGUUGUGGUGCCAGAUAUCACAGAGAAAGGACAGCCCCUUUUCAACGUGAGAUUUAUCAGCUGUGGCCGAGGUGGUCUGGUGCAGUUUGAAUGCAGUAACCCCUCUGACUUUCGGAUAGAUGCCUACGGAGUAGUUUAUGCUGCCAGGACUCUUCAGCACUCUGUGCUCCCUGCGUCACCUCUGCAGAUCAAGGCCAGUGACACUACCACUCAGCAGCAAUGGGUGACCCAAGUCAGGCUGACACCCUCAACACGCUCCGGCCAGCAGGUCCAGGAAGAUGCUGUACCUCCAGUCAUGUCUAAGGAUGUAAAGGAAAUAGCAUUUCCAUCACGAAACACGGACAGCCAACUGAAACGCAUGAAGAGAGACUGGGUCAUCCCCCCAAUCAAUGUCCCAGAGAACUCACGAGGCCCAUUCCCUCAAGAGCUUGUCCGGAUCCGAUCUGAUCAUGACAAAAACCGGUCCCUGAGAUACAGUGUGACAGGCCCUGGUGCUGACCAGCCUCCCACUGGAAUCUUCAUCAUUGACCCAAUUUCUGGAGAGCUAUCUGUCAACAAACCCCUGGAUCGAGAGCACAUCCCCAACUUUCACCUGAGAGCCCAUGCAGUAGACCUGAAUGGCAACCAAGUAGAAAACCCUAUUGAUAUUGUGAUCAAUGUGAUCGACAUGAAUGACAACAGGCCCGAGUUCACUCAUCAGAUCUGGAAUGGCACUGUUCCAGAGGGUUCCAAGCCAGGAACAUUUGUUAUGACAGUAACUUCUGUUGACAAAGAUGACCCCAAAACAGCUAAUGGGAUGCUACGUUACAAGAUCUUGUCUCAGAAUCCCGAGAGUCCGACCUCCAAUAUGUUCACCAUCAACAAUAAAACGGGAGGCAUCAUUACAGUGGCAGCUGGCCUGGACAGAGAGAAAGUGCCCCAGUAUACGUUGAUCAUCCAGGCCACUGACAUGGAGGGCAACCCCAUGUACGGCCUCUCCAACACAGCUACUGCUGUCAUCAGAGUCACUGACAUUAAUGACAACCCGCCAGAGUUUACUGCUGAGACGUUUUUCGGCGAGGUGCCUGAGAACCGCGUGAAUGUCAUUGUGGCCAACCUGACGGUGACUGACAAGGACCAGCCCAACACGCCAGCAUGGAAUGCUGUCUACAAAAUCACUGGGGGCGACCCCACCGGCAGGUUCUCUGUGCCCACUGAUCCAACCACUAACGAGGGCCUGGUAACGGUUGUCAAGCCUAUUGACUAUGAAAUCAGUAGGACAUACGUGCUGACAGUGGAAGCGAGAAACGAGGUUCCGCUGGCCAGAGGCAUCCACUCUCCCCGACAGUCCACUGCCACUGUCUCCAUCAGAGUGAUAGAUGUCAACGAGAGUCCCUACUUCGAACCCAACCCCAAACUCAUUAAACUGGAAGAGGGGAUGAUCCCCGAGACAACCCUCACCACCUUCACUGCACAAGACCCUGAUCGCUUCAUGCAGCAAACCAUCAGAUACUCCAAACUUUCGGAUCCAGCCAACUGGCUAAGGAUUGAUCCCAACACUGGCCGAAUCACAACAACUGCCGUUUUGGACAGAGAGUCACCCUUUGUGAAGAACAGUUUGUACAAUGCAACAUUCCUGGCUUCUGAUAGCGGUGUGCCCCCAGCAAGUGGCACAGGCACUCUCCAGAUCUUCCUGCUGGAUAUCAAUGACAACGCACCCAAGGUGUUCCCUCAGGAGGCGGAGAUAUGCGAAAAGCCAGAGCCAAAUGCCAUCAACAUCACAGCCCUCGAUGGAGACUUGAACCCCAAUGCUGGGCCAUUUGCCUUCGAGUUAGCCCAUAGGCCUUCUGAUGUUCGGAGAAACUGGACCAUAACAAGAAUUAGUGGUGACUAUGCUCAGGUGAGCCUGAAGAUUGGUUUCCUUGAAAGUGGUAUCUAUGAGAUCCCCAUCAUAAUCACAGACUCAGGCAACUUGCCCAUGUCCAACACCUCCUACUUGCGGAUUAAAGUGUGCCAGUGCGACAUCAAUGGAGACUGCACGGACCAGCAGCACAUCAUGGCUGCCGGUCUGGGAACAGGCGCCAUCAUAUCCAUCCUCCUCUGCAUCAUCAUCCUCCUCAUUCUCGUGCUGAUGUUUGUAGUGUGGAUGAAGCGCCGAGAUAAAGAGCGUCAGGCCAAGCAGCUCCUUAUCGAUCCUGAGGAUGAUGUGAGAGACAACAUCCUCAAGUAUGAUGAAGAAGGGGGAGGAGAGGAGGAUCAGGAUUACGACCUGAGUCAGCUCCAGCAGCCAGACACGAUAGAGCCCGAUGCCAUCAAGCCGGUAGGAAUCCGUCGUCUAGACGAGAGACCCCUCCACCCCGAGCCACAGUACCCCAUGAGGUCAGCAGCACCCCACCCUGGAGACAUCGGAGACUUCAUCAAUGAGGGACUCAAGGCAGCAGACAAUGACCCCACUGCUCCUCCCUAUGACUCCCUGCUAGUGUUCGACUACGAGGGCAGCGGCUCCACAGCUGGCUCCCUAAGCUCCCUCAACUCCUCCAGCAGCGGGGGCGACCAGGACUACGAUUACCUCAACGACUGGGGCCCGCGCUUUAGAAAACUGGCAGACAUGUACGGCGGGAGCGACGACUAGGACACACAGCCACACCCUGGAGGAUGAAAAGAUGAGGAAAAAAAUGUUGAAGAAAAGGAAAGAUUUCCUGUUGAUGGACACGGACAGCUUCUGAUAUUCCCUGAGAGAGUGAUAGAACUGUGACAGAAAAAAAAAAAUAAACAUUGAUUCAGAAUUUUUUUCAAAAAAACAACCAACCUAGGCUUAUUGUUGUAGUCUACGCAUACAUAUGCUUGUUGAAAGCUUAGGCAUAGGCUGUGGUCCAGUUAUGGAGGAUGUGGGAGGGAACACUGGUGGACUGUCACCACUCAGAUUGUUGGUAUUGAAUGCGCUCAGUUACACUUGAAUUUCACAGUACAGAAGCACUGGGAUAUAAUGUGCCUUUUUGUACAUUUUUUUGGAUCUAAAUGAUUAGUUUUAUGUUCAAGGCUUUAAUGGUACUGACUUUUGGAGUGAUUUCAAACAAAGUAUGUUACACUCUGGUAUGCUUCUACAUGCUUUUUAUUUUACUUUGGUUACACAAUGCUCCUGUUUGUUGAAGAUUAUUUAAAUAAAUCACAAAGAUGAAGAAAUGAAGGAUCAUCUGUUAGCUUGGAUGGAAAGAAAAACAAUUAAGAGCAGCACUGUACAGUACGUUAGACUUUUAGAAUUUCUCACUAAAAAAUUAAAAUUAUGCAGCUGGUUGCAAAUAAAGGGAGUUAUGAAUCAUACUUUUGUAGCAGUUUUUUUUUUCUUUUUUUUGAAGUGAUGUAGUAUUUUACAAAAAACAACAAAAAACUGUUUUGGUCUAAUCUAUGUACACUUCAUUUGCCUUAGUCACCAUCUGAUAUUUUCAAGUUUUGCUUCACUGUAAAAAGAUGUGUGUACAUAAUGUUUUUUUCUUUAUCUUUUCUUUUGAUGUAGUAUAUGAAGAAGUGCAAAAAGUUCCAAACUUGUAAAUGUAUAAUUUGGACUACAAAUUCAAGUUUUUUGCAUGUUUUUAUCUUUUCAUGACAACAAAAAUGGAAAAAAAAAAAUGUUGUUUCCCAAAUUUAUUUACGGAGUUGGAAAAAAAAAGAAUAAAAAUCUGGGUGACAUUAAAUGUGUAGAAGUUAAGAGAGUUUUUUGUAUGAAACAUGAAAAAAAAAAACACGUUGAUUAAAAAAAAAUCGAAAAGUAGUGAUCUUGUCAGCACAACUGUUGAAUUUGUACCAAAAAGGGGGUGGGGGAGGGGAGGGGAGGACAUGCUCGGCACUAAUUACUGAAUCAGCUUUAAGACUGGAAAAGGUUUUUGGAUUCAAGCCUUGUGGAUAACCAUGUGUACUGGAACACAAAUUAUACAUCUCUGACCCCAACCAUCCAAAUAAAAUGCUAAUUUUGGAGCGAAAAA